Messenger RNA from Clupea harengus (Atlantic herring), 1579 nucleotides. RefSeq names its product ETHE1 persulfide dioxygenase (gene ethe1). Gene Ontology annotation, cellular component: mitochondrion. Gene Ontology annotation, molecular function: sulfur dioxygenase activity. The record is from RefSeq and is a predicted model, not a curated record. NCBI's taxonomy places the organism in Eukaryota, Metazoa, Chordata, Actinopteri, Clupeiformes, Clupeidae. Gene Ontology annotation, biological process: hydrogen sulfide metabolic process; glutathione metabolic process.
GUAAAGGUUGCGUGUAUGAAGGGGAGGUGAGCGGCUUCUCAAAGUCUGAGAGGAGUAACAGCUGUUAUAUUAUAACUUGUUCGGCGCAGUGCUAACUGCACUAGCCUACUGCACGAACGAAUGACACAUGAUUGUGAACUACGGUUAGAGAACAAGAAACUAUUUCUACGGAAUUUUGACUGUUUGACUGAGCGGACCAUCCUUCACUGCAAACUACAUGCCUUACAUUUGAGGAUAGAAUCAAUUUUUAUGUUUACUUCCCGAUAUUGAAUAACCUUGGUAGAAUUAUGUUCCAGGCAUAGCGCCUCUGUGUGAAACCUCGACGGUUGUUCGCAAGUCUGUGUUUGCAAACCGGGCCAACUGGUCAAAGAGGUUUUUGUCUUGGCUUGUCAUUGGUAAAUAUCGUGCCUCGGAACCUCGUAGGGAAAAAAAUGAAUUCAGUCACGAUUAGGCUGCAACCUGCUCUGGCCUGCGCGUGGAGACGGCAAACAACCAGGAACUCGCGUAGGAUUCGAGCCUUACAACUCCCCUGCUACGGCGCCUCAAGCACCGACCUUCUUCCGCCUGUCCAAACAAAUUUAAGACAUUAUUGCUCUGGGAUGGAGCAGGAAAAAGGGCUAUUAUUCCGACAGUUGUUUGAGUCAGUCAGUAGUACCUACUCGUAUCUGCUGGCGGACUUAGAAACCAAGGAUGCUGUGCUGAUUGAUCCUGUGCUGGAGACCGUGGACAGGGACAUCAAGCUGAUAGACGAGCUGGGCCUUUCACUAAAGGUAGCAGUGAACACGCACUGCCAUGCGGACCACAUCACAGGGACGGGUCUCCUGAAGAAAAGACUGAUUGGAGUGAAGAGUGCCAUCUCCAAACACAGCGGUGCCACUGCUGACAUCCUGCUCACCGACGGGGACAGCAUCAUCUUUGGUAAACAUUGUCUGAACGUGAGGGAGACUCCCGGGCACACGGAUGGCUGUAUGACUUUAGUGACAGGGGACCAGAGUAUGGCCUUCACUGGAGACGCUGUGCUCAUCAGAGGCUGUGGAAGGACAGACUUCCAGCAAGGGUGCUCUAAGAGGCUGUAUGAGUCUGUCCAUGAGAAGAUUUUCACCCUACCUGGUCACUGUCUGAUCUAUCCUGCUCAUGACUACAAAGGUCAGACUGUGUCGACAGUGGACGAGGAGAGGAAGUAUAACCCACGCCUGACCAAAAGCCUUGAGGAGUUUGUGGACAUCAUGAAGAAUCUCAACCUCUCCAAGCCUGCUAAAAUAGAUAUUGCAGUGCCUGCAAACCUGGUUUGCGGUCUACAUGAUGUAUGAGUACGUGCAAAAGAUCAGAAAGGGCUAUACCAACUACUAUAACCAUAACAGGGCAUUUAAAAUACCUUCAAUCAAUAAUAUAAAACAUUACCAAAAAUAGUAUAAACUUUAUUUCAUAUACACAAAUAUAUAAAUCAAAACAAACAAAGUAUUUUCACUUUUCAUAUUGAGAUGUCGGACAUGCAAUCAGGGGAAAACUGUCAAUGCGUGCCACACACAUACACAAGUAAAAUGUAGAGAUGUAAUUAAAACCUUUUAAAUAUGUAUAA